CCGUCGUGGGGUGUGGACGUGUAUUAGUAUCGUGUUGAAAUUGAAACCGCGCGUUCGUUAGUGCAUUAUUUGUGAUUAAACAAUUUUUGUUCGUGAUAACAAAAAAGUUUUCUUACUUAAAGUGCUAUGAAAGGAUAUUGAAGUUGGAUUUCGUUGGUGGCGGAACUAGCAUCAAUGGCCUGAAACGAUGUUUAGAACGGCGUCAGUCGAGGGCUCCGGGCCCAGGACGCCGCCGGCCUACGCCCCUCACCCCCCGCAACUGGCACACCCGCCGCACCCCCCGUACCCGCCGCGCUUCUACCCGCCCCGGGUCCGACCUCCGCCACCGCAAUACUGCUUCGACGCAGCGCGCUUCGCCUGCGAUGCCUCCAAGCCUAGAUACUUGGACGUCGAAAGGGAACGCCUGGUUACCAGAUGGCUUGCGGAAGCGAACGAGGCGUUAGUCCGGAGAGACCGGCCUCCAAGGUACAAGCCUAGAAGUAGCGAGAGAAGACCGGAUUAUUUAGAGAGAAGACCGAACUCGGAAUGGUCGGAUAACUUUCUCCUUGGUCGGAGAAACGGUUCUAUAGAGUUGGAGGAUGAGACUAGUGAUGUGAUGUCGUUGAAAGAUUUUGUGGAUAAGUUCUCGUUGCCUCGUGUGGUGAAGAUUGAGGGUGAGGAACGGCCGGUGCUGCUGUACCGAGUGCUGGAAGCUCACAGGAGAGUGGAGGCAGUACCACUCUCGGGGAAGAAGGGCAAGCUGGUCGGGAAACCGCUGUACAUUCCGGACUCUUAUGACGGUUGGUUCUCGGCGUGCGGCUGCCGCGGCGGGGCACUAGCGACGGCACGGGGCUCCGUGGCGGCCCUGCUGCGCUCGCAGGCCUUCGCCCUCGUAUCCCCGCGUGCCAUCUCUGCGUAUAGAGCGAGGCCUAGCUCAGAGAAUGGACGGGUUGGCGCCCAAUACGAGCGGGCAGCGGCGCGUCCUGGCACGCCGUUGCGCCUGGCGGGUGUCUUUGCCGACGGGAGCAAAGCCAAGGCACCCAAGUACGCGCAGCUCAUCGAUCCCCAGGGAAAUGUAAGUGUUCCAUACAUUAACUAGCGAUAAAGCGGUUUUUUAUUUUGUUUUCUUUGGC
Molecule: messenger RNA, 1112 nt
Organism: Papilio polytes (common Mormon)
Lineage: Eukaryota; Metazoa; Arthropoda; Insecta; Lepidoptera; Papilionidae
Gene: B4
Exons: 4
Coding region: 188-1078 (296 amino acids)
Source: RefSeq, a predicted model, not a curated record